Molecule: messenger RNA, 3153 nt
Organism: Truncatella angustata
Lineage: Eukaryota; Fungi; Ascomycota; Sordariomycetes; Amphisphaeriales; Sporocadaceae
Exons: 3
Coding region: 1-3153 (1050 amino acids)
Source: RefSeq, a predicted model, not a curated record
AUGGGGUACAUUUCGGACUACCAUGGUAGUAUCGUUGCGUUGGAAGGCGCACGGGAUACCGUUGCAAUACAGCUACGCCUUCUCCCCAGUAGUCCCAAGAUAUUAGUGCUCCCUCCGCUACACUAUUUCAUAAAAGACGAGGAAUCAGACAGCCCCUUCGAUGCUCGAACAUACAUAUUGAGCAUACACGAAGCUUGCGAUACGAGGGUUGAGAUGGCACAUGCUUUCUUGCGAGACUCAUCCGUGGACAACAAGAGAUUGGUUUUCUUGAAUGGCGGUACUGCCAGUGCGCAAAUGGACUGCAUCAAGACUAUCAGUCAGCAAAUGGUCAAACCGGACAUCAUCAGGGCAGAAGAUGCCUUCAGCGAAGUCGUACGUCAUGGGGUCGCAGGUCUGAGCAAAAAGGUUCACAAGUCAGUCCGAGGACAGUCUCAGCGCGCUAGAAUGCUACAAACCAACGACACAGUAGUAGGGGAUACCCAUCAUUCUGAUCGGUUGUCAGAAGCUAUGAGAGCUGCUGAAGCUUUGGACAAUGAUACAGCGUCGUUGCAAUCAAGUACCGACAUGGACCUGACCAUCACGAACCGGCAAAGAAACACCAGCAUUCUCCCAUGUCCACUCGUCGAUGCCUGCGAGACUUCUGCAUCGUUUUGUUUCUUUGGAGCAACCCACAACGACGGUGAUCCUGAUGCUGUGCAUACGACAUCAAAGAAAUUACUUUGCGAUAGUAAUGUCCCUUUCCACAACUCAGCACCAGAAGCUCUCCCCGAGGACGUCUCAAAGCCAAGACAGUCCCCAAUGACUGACCGGAGUUCACCUAGUGGUAGAGGUGAAUCUGACACGCCGCUACCUUGUCAAUCACCAGCUAUACAUGAUGGUGGUUUGAGUCCGCAAGAUACAGUAUUCAGCUCACUACCAAACACUCCUGUUAUAUAUGGAGAAGCUUGCUUGUUUGAUGUACGUGCGUCUCCAAAACAACGAGCAGCUCGGCAGCAUAAGAGAAUCAGAUCAGUUGAUCGCGUUUAUGCUGGCACUAUCCGAAACCAAGACAUUUCGAUUACCAAUCUAGACCAAUCACUCGUGUCGUUGGCUGAUUCUGAACAUUAUUCAACAAUCAAUGCGCCCGAUUUGUUUUCGGUCCGCAACUUACCUCUUCGAUCGAAGUUCCACAAUGAAAUACAACGGGCCACAUUUGUCAAGCCUAAGACAACCAGGAUUCGUCGACCUCCACCAGUUCCACUGGAUCUAAGCAAGAGUAGUUUACAACAGAGGCCUUGUUUGUAUGUCGACAAAGGUACCAGUCCUGAUAAAUUACACAGUAAUGAGAAGGCCUCGGUCGGGACCUGUUACGUUGACCGUGGAGUCGAUGCCGCAGAUGAUUCAUCACUAUACUCUGUGGACUCAGGCUUGGGCGCAGAUGUCGCUUUCGAAACGGUCUUGCCCAUGUACGAGGAUCUCGUAAUCCACCUAAGUAACGAGAAUCGGGACGUACACCUUGACUCAGUGAUUCGGGGAUUCAAAAAGGGAACGUACCCGAUUUCCAUGCCCCCGCUCUUGGAAGAGACAGAGAGUGACAUCGGUGCCUCCCCGGAAUCUACCCCAACUCAAGGGAGUAGUCCAGAGAUGGAACGUCAGAUCUAUAAUGAUAAUACCUGCGAUCCAUCAAUUUCGUAUGACAACUACUUACGGUCUCAGAAGUCAUUGGCCGCCAGCGGAAGGAGGAACCAACAUGAAGUGGUGACGGCAAAUGCGCCACCAACACCAGCACGUACUCCAUCUCCUGGUGUGCUGGCGCCAGAAAAAGGUUUCCAUGAAUUUAGCACCGAUGAUAGUGCAACUGCAGUCAGUGUGCAGAACUCCCUCAGAUCAGUGCUCAACAUUUAUUUCUCCCCUGAUGAGCCCGGCUACCAACAUUUCAGCUUUCCACUUCUUCCUGAGCUCAGUAGCAUGUGGAAGCCUAUUUUCAGAGAGGCUGAACCUGACAAUCAGAUGAAAGAGAAACGAAGGCUGGACUUGAUCCUUGCAAUUGGUGCCCAGAAAAGUGUUCCGAGGGAACUCAUUUCUCCUCUGACCAGUUCCCUCGAGCAAUUGGGUACCAAACGCAACGGGGUGACUAGAAGUGGUCGGCUUGAUCUUAGAUAUCUUAUCGCCAGCGCGAUGCAGUCUUACACAUCGCAACCGUUAACAAAGCAAACUCAGGACAACCCUUUUACAAACCCACUACUACUUGCCACGCUCAUGGUACCACACUUGGAGACUUAUCUGGCAGCCCAUAGUGAGACGCGCUUCUUACUUCUGGAGUAUCCUCCUGGCCAUCUUUCUACCAUCCUAGCACUUCAGCAACUUGUAGGCGCCGAUACUCUGAAAAUUGUUGGUAUCCUUGAUGCCGAAUCACCUGAACAGAAGUCGAUCUCGAAGGUGCCCAAGCCUACAGGUAUAAGCAUUCAUCUAACCAAACCUUCCAUUUCGGACAUGUCUGAGACAAGCACAAGGACAAGUAAAACCGUUGUGCUAUCCGAAUCUUCACCAAAAUAUACGGAAGGCUCCUCGUUUUCAAAGGCAAAUUUUCUACUCACUUCCUCUGCAACAGGUUCUGAAAUAGCGACGCUCAUCUCGGCCGUCUGGAAGAUCCUGAUCGAUAUCUCAUUGUUUUAUGUCCCCGAGGAUGAACCAAGACCGGCCACUGGUCGCGGCUCUCAAAGAGACUACGAGUCCGAGAAGGACUUUUAUGACCAGCCGCCGCAGAUUCCUGCAUCAGAAUAUGCUCCAUUCGCCAGUGCUAAAGCGAUGAUGAGUUUCCAAUCGUCUCCCGAGCGCCCUUCCGCCAAAGAGAAAAACCCGCCCAUGCCUGCCAGAACGAAAUCCAAACAGAAGGCCACACGUUCCACAUCUGUGAAGAGCUCGAGGACGGCGAAUUCAGUGAAGAGUAAUCGUACUAUACUCCACCGAAUGUUGACACAAGAAGCAGCAGCGGCCGACACCAACAAUCUCAAACUCCGACCACCCACGCGAAGUUCUCACUUCGACCUGUCUGAGGACGAGGACGGCAGAUUCUACCAGGAUGAGCGCAAAUACAUGCCAUUGUUCACACAGAAGCCCGACAUAAGGAAGGGAAACAGCCGUAAGGCUUUGAAGUUCUUGGGUCUUGCCUGA